AUGUCAUCAAUACCACAAGAAACUCCAACUAAAGGAUUAACUGGAAGAAUUUCUGGUUUAGAUAUGUCAACUACUGGUAAAUCUUUAACUGAUAAAUUAGCAGCAGAAGCAUUAGCAAAAGAUGAAGCCCAAACUAAUAUUCAUGAUGUUAAAUCAUCAAUACAAAAUCUUUCCAAAGAUGAAACUAAAUUACAAGCAGAAAAAGAUAAAGUUGAAGGUGAAUUAAAUACAAUGAUUAAUGAACAUAAAAAUUUUUUAAAAAAACAUAAAGUUCAUAGACAUGAAUUAAGAGCAUUAGAAGCUGAAGAACCAUUAUUAAAAGAAAAUAAACAUAGAUUUGUUAUGUUUCCAAUUAAAUAUCAUGAAAUUUGGCAAAUGUAUAAAAAAGCAGAAGCAUCAUUUUGGACUGCAGAAGAAAUUGAUUUAAGUAAAGAUUUAAUUGAUUGGAAAACAAAAUUAAAUGAUAAUGAAAGAUAUUUUAUUUCAAGAAUUUUGGCAUUUUUUGCUGCAUCUGAUGGUAUUGUUAAUGAAAAUUUAGUCGAAAAUUUCUCAGCUGAAGUUCAAACUCCUGAAGCAAAAUCAUUUUAUGGUUUUCAAAUUAUGAUGGAAAAUAUUCAUUCAGAAACUUAUUCAUUAUUGAUUGAAACAUAUAUUAAGGAUCCAAAAGAAGCUGAUUAUUUAUUUCAUGCAAUUGAUCAUAUUCCACAAAUUAAAAAGAAAGCUGAUUGGGCUAUAAGAUGGAUUCAAGAUGAAGAUGCAUUAUAUGCUGAAAGAUUAGUUGCAUUUGCUGCUGUUGAAGGUAUUUUCUUUAGCGGUUCAUUUGCUUCAAUUUUCUGGUUGAAAAAAAGAGGUUUAAUGCCUGGUUUAACUUUUUCAAAUGAAUUAAUUUCAAGAGAUGAAGGUUUACAUACUGAUUUUGCAUGUUUAUUAUUUGCUCAUUUACAAAAUAGACCAAAUCCAGAAAUUGUUGAAAAAAUUAUUACAGAAGCUGUUAAAAUUGAAAAAGAAUUUUUCACUGAUGCAUUACCAGUUAGUUUAUUAGGUAUGAACUGUAAAUUAAUGUGUCAAUAUGUUGAAUUUGUUGCUGAUAGAUUAUUAGUAUCAUUAGGUAAUAAAAAAUACUAUAAUGCAACAAAUCCAUUUGAUUUUAUGGAAAAUAUUUCAUUAAGUGGUAAAACUAAUUUCUUCGAAAAAAGAGUAUCAGAUUAUCAAAAAGCUGGUGUUAUGUCAAAAGCAGAAAAUAAAAAUGCUGAUGCUUUUGCAUUUGAUGAAGAUUUUUAA
Molecule: messenger RNA, 1281 nt
Organism: Lodderomyces jiufengensis
Lineage: Eukaryota; Fungi; Ascomycota; Pichiomycetes; Serinales; Debaryomycetaceae
Gene: RNR21
Product: ribonucleotide-diphosphate reductase subunit
Exons: 1
Coding region: 1-1281 (426 amino acids)
Biological process (GO): deoxyribonucleotide biosynthetic process
Molecular function (GO): oxidoreductase activity
Source: RefSeq, a predicted model, not a curated record